AAAAAAAAAAAAAUAUAUAGAUAUAAAUAAAACAAAAUAAUAAAAAAUGUCUGAACUUAACAUGGGUAUGCUCUCAUUAAUAUUAGAAAAAUUACAAAACGACGGAAAAACCCUUUACUCAUGUCUUUUAGUUAACAAAACUUGGUGUGAAAUAAUUGUUCCGAUUUUAUGGGAAACCCCUGGACGAUUCAAGUCAAAUAGUAACGCAAUUGAAAUGUUAUUUGAUACGAUAAUUUCACAUUUACCAAAAGAUUCGAAGAAUACUUUGAGAGAAAAUGGAAUUAAUUUUAUUGAACAAAAAUAUGAACAACCUUUAUUUAAUUAUAUUAGUUAUUGGAAGAAUUUAAAUCUAUAUCUCUUAGAAAGUAUGAUUUCUAUUAAAAAUAUUAAAAACUCCAAACGUACCAUUAUAAGAAAAGAAAUGUUGAAAUUAUUUAUUAAUAAAAAUACAAGUUUUUCAUACCUUUAUAUAACAAAACAAUAUAAUCAUCAAAUACAUCUUUUUCCGGGGGUUGAACAUUGCUUUUCAGGGCUUGAAUACCUUUGUUGUAACGCUAGUGUAGAUAAAAAAAUAUUAGAAGGAUUGGCUAAAACAAGUAAUUCGAUAAAGAAAUUGAAAUUAAGAUUUAACGUUAUGAAAACUAAUAAUUAUGAAAUUAUUAAGUUAAUUGAAGCUCAAAAAAACCUAAAUGUUGUUGGUUUUAAUAAACAACCAACUAAUGUAAUAGACCAAUCAUAUUGUAAAACACUUGAAGAGUCAUUAAUCAAAAACGUGAAUAAUAUCCAAUAUUUUAGCAUGAAUUGGAAACCUGUUACGAAUAUUCUUUCACAACUUGUUAAUUUAAUAAGUUUAGAUAUAAAAUUAUCAAGUUACGCAGAUUGGAAUUAUUUGGAUAAAGUGUGUUUACCUAAUUUAAAAAUUUUGAAAACUCAAAAAAUCCCAUCUAAAGAUUUGGCAAAUUUAAUUCAAAAUACGAAAGGAAAUCUUAUAGAAAUAAGUAUUCAGUAUGAGGGUAAUGAUAAUAGAAGACUUUUACAAGUAAUUUAUAAUAAGUGUCCAAAUCUUAAAUAUCUUAAAAUAUCAUUUAAUAAUAUUGAUAUUAUAAAAUUAGAAAAAUUAUUAAUUGAAUGUAAAUAUUUAAAUGGGUUAUUUUUAAACACAUUAGAUAAUAAUGAUCCUGAUUGGGAUAAUUUAUUCGAAAUAUUAAUUAGAUCUUCACCUAAGAAUUUAUUUAGAUUUAAAUUUUCUUAUUAUUAUAAAAUUUUUAGAUUUAAUUCUUUAGAAUUAUUCCUUGAUAAUUGGAAUAAACAACCAAUAUUAUUACAAACAAUUCCUGUUUGUCUUCUUGUAGAUGCAGAUUUUAAACGACAUCAACAGCAGGUGAAUGAUUUAAUUAAUAAAUACGUAACAAAAGGUUCGGUUAAAGCUUAUGAUCUUGGGAAAAUUUUUGAAGAUUUCGAAUGGACUCAAAAUAAGUCUCGUGCAUAUUUUUGAUAGCGUAGUAAUGAUAGAUUAGUUAAUAGUUUGGUGAAUUACAGUAUAUGUAUUAUUAUUUAUAAUUAUCAUAUUAUUUUCUUGUAAUGAAUAUUUAUUUAUUAAUAAAAUUUUAUAAAAUUACUCGUCACGUGAUUACGAUGUGCAGUAUAUGAUAUUUUUACUAUUACCCUGAAG
Messenger RNA from Rhizophagus irregularis DAOM 181602=DAOM 197198, 1672 nucleotides. RefSeq lists its product as uncharacterized. The record is from RefSeq and is a predicted model, not a curated record. Gene Ontology annotation, molecular function: protein binding. Lineage: Eukaryota; Fungi; Glomeromycota; Glomeromycetes; Glomerales; Glomeraceae.